This is a messenger RNA of Porites evermanni, 5706 nucleotides long. NCBI's taxonomy places the organism in Eukaryota, Metazoa, Cnidaria, Anthozoa, Scleractinia, Poritidae. The record is from the annotation of a GenBank genome assembly.
AUGUGUUUGUGGUUACAGCGUUUUGCCCGUUUCGUCGCUCUCAAUAUUUGCAGUUUCUGUGUAACAGUACAGGAAAGAAAAGGUACCAAAAAAAAAGUUAAACCGGUCUGACAAGGCGCCCGAAACCUCUUGAGGUUGGUUAUGUCCCCCAAAUAGUUUUCUAGCGCGUAGGCGCGUAGCUUGAAGACACGUAAAUUAGGUGUAUUUGUCGUUCUAAAAACUUUAAAAAGAAAUAAACGUGGAGAGGCAGCAACUCGCCCCACAGGGCAACGGCUCAAAAGUAAUUUUCGGGUGAGAUAACCUUGUUAAUGUGUAGGUCAGGUACAAGAUUGGACUUUGAUCGAAGAUGUUAUAAUUCACAUCGGUCAAUGAAAACGCAGACUGCGGACUAUUGUUUUCACCAUGCAAAUGAGAACAUGACAACAUUGUUUUCUAACCCUAAAAACAAUAGUCCGCAGUCAGUCUGCAGUCUGCAUUUUACAUUGCCCUUAAUUCCCAUCAACCUGUACAGAGAAAAUAGAGGGUCUGUGAACAGGCUACGUGUGGAUCAAUUAUUGUGAGCAGCCACCUUCUGUAAACUACCACUAAGUCAUCGCAUUUUUGGUGGUUACUUAUGGGAGGUUCGACUGUUUUUUUUUCAAGGUUGCUUGAUUCAAGUAGGGUUUUUUUGGGGUGGUGAACCCUGAUAGUGUACAUACCAGGGGCAUAGCCAGGAUGUUUCCAGAUGCAGAGUUUUCCAAAUUGUGCUUCAUGUUGUUUCAUGUCACCCUGCAGUUAUUCCUUUGAGCAUAACUUUUUUUGACUGCACGGUGCAGUUAAAUGCAUGAUCUAUGACUGGCUUUAGUAAUACACCUAUUUCAAUAAAGGUUGCUUUGAGAAACAUGCUUUGGUCUUUGAAUUAAGCCAUUGUUUGGUGGUCACUCAAGCAAAGCAUUGCAUUGUAUUCUGCGUUUCAAUGACUAAAUCCCAAAGCAACCUUUAUUGACAAUAUAGGUGUAUGCCAUUGUUCCUUAUUGGCUAAAUGGGCAACCCUAUUGUGUUACAGCAAAGCUGAUGUGGUUUGGCUAUUUCCUCAAUGUAGAGUGGUUAUGUGAAAAUUCAUGCUUUUUUUGCUUUGUACAGGGGUUUAUGCUUGUUCUGUUUUGCUGUACAUGUGCAAUAUAAGUACAAAACUGCCCAAAAAUGUUUAAAUUUUCGGAUCUUGUUUACUGUGGGUAAUGUCGACCGAGAUAUCGGUCGACAUAGCGGUCAAUAUAGCGGUCGAUAGUCGGUCGAUAGUCGGUCGACAGUCGGUCGAUAGUCGGUCGACAGUCGGUCGAUAGUCGGUCGAUAGUCGGUCGAUGGUCGGUCGAUAGUCGGUCGAUGGUCGGUCGAUAGUUGGUCGAUAGUCGGUCGAUAGUGAGAUAGACUAUUGGCCGAGUAUCGGUCGAUAUUUCGACGACGCACCUCGACUUGCUAUCGGUCAUAUGUCGGUGAUAUAUCGGUCAACUGUCAGUGGUAUAUCAGUCAACUGUCGGUGGUAUAUCGGUGAACUGUCGGUGGUAUAUCGGUCAACUGUCGGUGGUAUAUUGGUUAACUGUCGUUCGAAUAUCAGUCGUGUGUUAAUUUAUCAGGUGAGUCCAAUGGCUUUUUUUUUAAGCAAAGACGUCAUUAAUUACUGUUCAUGACAUGCUUCAAUAGCGAGGAAUACACAUCUUUUAUUAUCGGGCUUUGACCUGCUUCAUUACGCCAAGUUCUCGCUUGUGCAGAGACCACAAAUUAAACUUAUAUAUUUCUGUAUUGAAGACGGAAACAGCCCUUUGUUUAACGAUCAGUUAUUGAUAAAACGCGCUGAUAAUGUGCCGAGGAAGGUGACAAAAAUAUCCAGCAGGCUGAACACAUUCAUUUAUUGUGGGAUACGCUACGUUCUCAUUACAUUAUCCUGUCCUUUUGCUCUGUCCUUUCGCUUUAUAUUUAUAUUUUGUUCAAAAUAGAGACGACCAUGCGUAUACAGAAAUUAAUAUUGAAUGGUAAGUCACUUUUGGUCAUCCACGAAAAGGAAAACAGUAUGCGCCGCGUUAACAUUAAUAUUAUCUUAACUUGUUAAGGAAAAACAAGUUUAAAAAAAUGAACUGUAAAUACAUUUUUUCAUCAAUGUAGUUCUGAGUCGGUUGAAAAAUUCUCGGCAUAGGAAAAAUCAGCCAGAUAUAGGCCUUACACGGUGGGAAUAAAUCACAUAACAAGAAGCUGAAGGCCUAUCAUUCUCACUUAGCGGACUUCUUCAUGAUUCAAUUCUAGCCGGCUACGCGUAGCGAGACUCCCACCCCUGAAAAAAAAAAAGAGGGGAGGAAACGUCUGCGAAAAGGUGGUGGGCAUCGAUACAGAUAGGCUAAAUCCCGUUCACAUGAAUUAAAAGAAAAGGCUAGAUAAAUGACUAAUAGCUAUUAAUCCGGAAUUUUGGCUAAGUACAUUGAAGUUUGAAAUUAAAAAAGCAGAAACACAAUUUAAAAAAACAGUUAGGUCCAAGCUAGAAAAUGCUUUCUAAUUCCUUGUUUUCCAAGCUAAAAAACGUAGGAAAUGCUAAGUGUCGACCGACCAUCGACGGAGUGUCGACCAAUUACUGACCGAUACAUCGGUCAAGUAUUGACCAACUAUCGACCAACUAUCGGCGAAGUGUCGACGAAAUGUCGGUGUAAUGUCGGCGAAGUGUCGGCGACAAGUCGGCGAAGUGUCGGUGAACGAAAAGCUAUAUCGGCCGAGACACAUCUGGAACAACUAUCGACCGUGUCUCGACUGAGUGUCGACCCACUAUCGACCGACUAUCGACUGACUAUCGACCGCUAUAUCGACCGACUGUCGACCGAGCGUUGACCGAGUAUCGACCGAGUAUCGACCGACUAUCGACCGAGUGUCGACCGCUAUAUCGACCGAUAUCUCGGUCGACAUUACCCACAGUAAACAAGAUCCAAAUUUUCUUUACUUAGUGUAAGAGUUUCCUGUAAAUCUAGACUGUAAAACAGCCAGCAGUCUACCCAGGGAGCAGAGGCUACAUUUUUGCUGUGUGAACUGGCGUGCAAAAAGUAGCCUCUGCCGACAACCGUUCAAAUCCGUCCAGAAAUCUGGAUGAAUAAAUUUAAAUCAUGGGCGUUUUCCUGUUCUUGACCAGUUUAAAGCGUUGCAUGAGUCUUGCUUAGGAGGUCAGAGUUGUCACAAUUUUUUUUAUUCCCGCGAAACUCGCGUCAUUUGACGACGGACCUGACAAUUAAUUUCGCUUGCGGAUUGCAUGAUGAAUUUCACACAUACAUGAUAGAAAAUUGAACAGUUGUCAGUAGAGGCUACUUUUCGCAUGCCAGCUCACACAGCAAAAAUGUAGCCACUGCUCGCGGUUACCAGCAGUCUCACUCUCCAUUUUCAGCCUCACUCCAGACCUUUCCUUCGACCACUUGCGCAUGUGUUCUUAACCUAGGCAAAAAAUAGGCUGUUUUGCAGUCUAUUGUAUUAAUCUAGAUCUCACAUUUUUAAAUUUGAAUUACCGAUCCUUUAUGACUAGAAGUUUACAUUAAUAAUUUUGUAUUCAUAGCAUCUUUUAUUCUCUUUAUAUUAAAUAGUUGUCAUGGCAACUGUCAUGGAUCCUACUCUAGCAUCCUCACCGUCAAUGACAUGUGAGUCAGAUUGGAGGGGACUGAAGGUCAAUUUGUUUGCUUUUGAUUUUGAUGGCACAUGUACUCAAAAGGACACCACAAGUCUACUGUACAAGGCAACAGACAAGUACCUCACUUCCACAGAAGUGGAAAGGAAACAACUUGAUGCUCUCUGGAGUGAAUUAGGGAAAAGAUACUGGAGUGGGCAUCAAGAUGUUGUCUCAAGGUCACUUUCUGUAAAUGAUUCUCCGAGUUUCUCUGCAUUUAAUGAAAAAGAACUGAGGUCAUUUCUGCAAAAGGUGUAUGACUAUGACUUGACAAUGAUGAAGGAAAUCGAGGGAAGUAAGAUUCUACAAGGAAUUUCCAAAGAGAGUAUCAAGGAAGCUGCACAGGAAGUAAAACUUAAUCCUGGCUGCUUGAAUGUUCUUAACCAUGUCAACUUGCCUCUGUAUCUCAUUUCUGUCAACUGGUGUCAAGAUCUGAUUCAUGCCAAGCUGGGCCACCUUAAACAUUUAAAUAUCUUUGGAAAUAACCUUCCUCUUGAAGGCGAACUUUCAUCAGGCCAUUUAGGCAAGACUCUUACAAGUGCUUUUGACAAAGAGAGAAUUUUUGAGGACUUGAUUGGAAACACAACUGAAAGAUCUGAUGGAGUUUCAGUGUUUGUUGGAGAUUCAAUAACUGAUUUGCUUGCUUUGCUGAAGUCAGAUGUCGGUAUACUGAUCGGAAAGAGUCAAACUUUCAGGAAAGUAGCCAAGUCGUUUGGAAUAAAGCUUCUUCCCUUGCAGGACAUACAAGCGAUGAAAGGUGGUGAUUGUCAUGAGAAUGCAAAUCCAAAACAGAAGGGAGUACUGUUUGAGGCACCAUCAUGGAAUGAGAUUGGUUUUAUCUUGUUUGGAACAAAAUACAGUCCUAAUAAGUUCUAGAAAAAUGCCAUUAAAAUAAUUCCCAUCCAAUUAUAAUAAUAUUUACAAAUGUAGAAAGUUGGGGUGUAAGGAAGAUAUUUGAAUAGAUGGAUUGAAAAUUCUUUCACUCCAAAGGUUUCAUAAUCUGAUUCUCAGACAGGUUUAUGACAUUUGUCUCCAUUCUGCACUUAAAGGGACCUCAGAUAAUCAGAGAAUCAGGCAUAACGGGAAAAAAGAAAACAGAACAAAAAGUAACCACAAAAAAGGAAUUCUGUAAAGGUUUUAUUGAAUUGAUUAGACAGCAGAAUUCAUUUAGAGACUUAAUAAUUACAUUAUUGUAGAACUGGAUUGAAAGUCCCUAUACAUGACUUUGAGAGUAAAGGGGUUAAAAUAUGAAAACAAAUUUUACUAUGAUUUAACACAAACACUGUAGGAGAAAAAAGCUACUGUUGGAAAGCAUUACCACAUUAUGAUAAUGUGGAGGUGACAAAAAAAUGUGUAAAGAUGGGUAAAAGGAUUCCCAGAGUGAAAUGGAACAUUUUACACCAUUGCUUAAAGACAGCCCAAGACAAAGAGAUGAUACCACAUACAGUGGAACCCCGCCUUACGACCAUCCCAUAUAUAAGACCACCUCGUUAUUACGGCAAUAUUCUUUCAAACCAAGCGUAAAAACCAUUGAGUCAUUUUAUUAUUUUGAAGACGCCAUUAAUGCGACCACCUCAUUAUUACAACCAGGAUUUUAUGGCCCAACGGUGGUCGCAUUAACGGGGUUCCACUGUACCAUGUAUGUAUUAACCAGUUAGUGUCUACCCUGCAAGAAGAGGCCCAUUGGUCUUCUUAGAUAAGUUCAUUUCAUUAUAAAAAUCACCUGAGGUACUUACCAUUUCCAUUGUAAAACCAUAAAAAUUCUGGUUUGAAAAUCAAAUGGUUCAUGCCAUUCCAUUUGGGGAGCUUUGGAAAAUAUGGGCUUUGAUUUGAGGGGACGCAAUUUUCCUACUCGUUUGAAUUUGACCAACUGAUUGGAUACACUUUGUAGUGGGUGGUUCUCCCACCAUGUCAAUUUUUAAAGUGUUAUGUUUCUAUGCACAACAUUUGUGUCGUGUUUGAAUUUUAUCCUUGGUUUGUGUGAAUGGUAAGCUCUCCUGGAUAAAACUAGAAUCACUCUGUGGUUUUUGUCAGAAAUA